AUGAAGCAUUCAGAAACUGAAAUAACGCCCCAAUUAUUUUCUGAUUUAAACUUUACUAACUGUCAGUGUAAUUUAAUUCUCAUUACUACUUUUUCACAAAUUUUAGACCACUGCAUGGGUAUCGAUCGUAAAGACAAAGCAUUAACAACGAUGUUAGAAUUUGCAAGAGUGCUUUUAGAAAUUUCUAAUGUACCUCAAGCUAAAAAACUCUUAAAUGAUGCAGAUGAUAUUUUAAGUCGUAUAUUUAAAGCACGAGACGAUGAAUUAGUAACCGUACCUUAUUUAAAAGGAAAAAUAAGAACACUACAAGCCAAGUGUGAUUUACAUACAGGACAAAUUGAAGAAGUUAAAAAUAAUUUAAAAGAAGCAAUAAGAAGUAUGGGUUAUUGGUGGCCUAAUAGUAAUCCAAUUAUUCUAUUGAAAGCGAAAUAUUUCUUCCAACAACUCAAGUUUAUGAUGUGUAAAAAGAAUCACAUGAUCAAUAAUUACAAUGGUGAUGCCACUAAGUAUCAUGAUCAACUUUCGCAAUGUCUAUCGGAAAUGUUUAUCAUUCUUCAGAUGGAAGGAAUGUAUGAACAUGCUCAACUUGCAGCAGCUUGGAGUUUGAGUUCUGCGUUAAUGUCAAAAAAAGAAUUAGUUACACUUUGUACGGCUUUUGCAAACAUUAUAAUCAUUGGGCAUACAUUUAAUAACGAGGUGUUUAUGACAAAUGUAGAAAACGAAGGGAUGAAAUUCUGCAACAAUAAAAGCGCUGAUCUUACUGAACAAGAAUUAAAGUCUAUAAUUAAAUUAUAUACUAGUAUUUUUUACGCUCGUUUAUCGAGAAAUAAAAUUAGAAAAGCUUCAGAUUUGGGCUUGAUAGUUUAUCAAAUAUCUAAAAAUGUGAGAUCUAAUUAUUUUCAAAUUUUAAUUUUAUCACAAUUAAUUUACGCAUUAAUGCUUGAAUAUCGAUGUGAAGAACUGAUUCCGUUGCUUAAAGAAUUAAAAUUAAUUUAUAAUACAUCUGUGGAUAAAUCAGUUCGAAUGUGGUACUAUGAAGUUUGUUUGUCUAUCCAAUUAGAAACAGGGAUUAAAUUGAUCUCCUUACAAAAAUGUGAACAAUAUUACCAAGAAGAAGGUAAAAUAAUUGUUGAACUAAAAAAUGUUGAAGUAAAAAGAAGAUUUUGUAUUAGCAUGGAACUCUGGUAUUUAAGAAUGGAAGAAUGGGAGUCUGCUGAAAUUUGGAAUAAAAGAACGAUUAAUGUCGAUUCACAUAAAAUAAGUACAUUAAAUGAAUCUAUUGUCGCUAUAAACCAACUCGAAUGUCUUCUUUUAUCAUACGUUCGUAGUCUUGAUCGAAAAAAUGUAAAUGCUCUUCAAAUAAUUCUAACGGAUAUUAAAAAACAAUUUAAAAUUAUUGAAAAAAUAAUAAAAACAUCGAAGUUUAUUUUAUCACGAUAUGUUUUUAUGAAAGCCUAUUUUAAUAUGAUUCAAUCAAGACAUCAGACAAGUAUAAAAUUUUUAGAGCAGUCAAAAAGUAUUGCCUAUAACAUCAGUAAUCAAUUUCUUUACGACUGGAUAAAUCAUUGUGAGAAAGUAUGGAAUAAUUCACUACCAAUCGCUCAACAGAAUUCAUGGAAAGAAAAUUAUCUGCAAUCAAAUGUAGAACGAAAUUCUUUUGACAAAGAAUCUAUUGCCUUUUAUACUUUACCGCUACCUCAAUACUUAACUUAA
This is a messenger RNA of Cotesia congregata, 1713 nucleotides long. The record is from the annotation of a GenBank genome assembly. NCBI's taxonomy places the organism in Eukaryota, Metazoa, Arthropoda, Insecta, Hymenoptera, Braconidae.